UUAUUUGUUAUUUAAUCAGGGACCUUUGUCUUCAUGAUGGGAGAAAACAUCUUUAUGGCUGUUAGGAUUCAAGCUUCUCCUGGAGCAAGGAUUUAUCAAGGCUGAGAGACUCUGGAUUAUCCAUAAACCUCCUCUAAAUCAGGCAGGUGCCUCCCUCUCUCCCCAUCGUGAGUGGUCUUGAGCGCAGAUAGCAAGAUGGCAUCCAGCCUCACCUGUGCUGGUGUGAUCUGGGCCUUCCUCUCCUUCCUCUGCGCCGCUGCCUCCUGUGUGGGGUUCUUCAUGCCCUACUGGCUCUUGGGGUCUCAGCUGGAGAAGUCAGUUUCCUUUGGCACUUUCCGGAGGUGUUCGUAUCCAGUGCGGGAUGAGAGCCUCCAGACGACCGUGAUGGUGGAGCAAUGUGGCCGCUACGCCUCCUUCCAGGCCAUCCCAAGCACUGAGUGGAGGAUUUGCACGGUGGUGACGGGGCUGGGCUGCGGUCUGCUCCUCUUGGUGGCCCUGACGGCGCUCAUGGGCUGCUGUGUGUCCGAGCUUAUCUCCAGGACCGUGGGCAGGGUGGCAGGAGGCAUCCAGUUCCUGGGGGGUUUGUUGAUUGGCUCUGGCUGUGCUCUCUAUCCUCUUGGCUGGGACAGUGAAGAAGUCAGACAAACCUGUGAUAACCUUUCUAACCAGUUUGAACUGGGGGCAUCUCCACCACAUAGCUGGAGUAACGCAUGCAUCCUGAACACAGGCUCUGAUGUGUGGGAGCUCAUUUAUUUGGUCAGUCAAUAUGAACUGCUGGAGAAGAGAUUGGGCAGAGAAAAGUGCUCCUUAGCAGUCCCUGUCCCUUCCUUCCUCAAAGUUUUGGCUGCAGGGAUUGUUUGUGGGGUAAAGCAAUAAAAGAAGGAGUUUUGAUUUGGCUCAGUAAGAAUUUAUGCCUGUGUGAGUGGAAUGUAAAUGGGUUUCUUGCAAGCAAAUCCUGGAUGUAUUGUCAGUUAGCAGUUUACAGCAGAGUCCACUUUUGAGCCCCAUUAUGGGAAUGGCAGAAGGUGAUUCACCCAGCUACCUCCGAAGGAAGCGAGUCCCAGCACUGAAUUAUGUGCAGCGGGACUGAGUGUUCUGCAGGAGCAACAAAACAAGCACUCAAAAGCUGCCUGGAGAUCAGAAAAGCAGAAAAAAGAGAAGGGGGGGAAAAAAACCUUCUGAUUGCAGCUGCUGUGGAAACCAACCCUACAGCUUCUCUCCGGACUUGGCAAGCAGAGGGACCACUUGUUCCACUACUAAAAUAUUUUCAGUGCCGGCAACCUCUACUUUAACUGUCAAGUGUAGUUUUCCCGUGUGUUGAAAACAGUAAUUUGCCAACCAAGUGAGCUUGGAGGCUUGUCUGAUGAACCAUUAUAGAAAGUGAAGGGGAGCAAUUUAAACAGCUUUGCUUCUCUAAUUUCUUGAAAAAACACUAGGCAAACCAAUUACUCCAACCCUGUGUUUCCUUUUUGAGGUGGAUACGUUACACGUGGGCAGAAAACCUAAAGGAGCACUUUUUACUGCAUCAGUAUAGAGCAGCUUGCCGGUUUUAACCCUUGGAUACGCUAAGGACUAACUUGCGCUUGUUUGCCCGUCUGUUUCUCCCUAGGUGUCUAAUGGUGGUAUCUGCCUGGCUAGGUGGGCUUUGAGGCAGUAUGGCCCUUCUUGCGUUCUUAUUAAAGAAAAAGGGGGUGAAAAGUCUGAAAAUGAAGUAGCACACGUCUGUUCCCAAAUAGAUGCAGCAGCUCUCUAAAUCUGCCGUUUACACAGCGGUGGUAGUAGUGUUUGAAUGCCACAGGUCAGCUCCAGAGACCGGGAAGGCGUGCCAAGGUUCCCUGUUCCCUGUUGGUCUCCCUGUGGGGAGGAAAAAAAAAGUUGCAGCCUCUCGUAUCAUGUGGAAAGUACCGCAGAUUUCCUAUCGGAUCUCGGGCCGAGCUGCUAGGAAGGGCGGAGAGUCCUUUUUCCCAAUCCCGGGCAAAUUGGUACCAGCACGGUCUGUCUGCUGGGGUCAUCGCCACAGGGCAAGGCCCGUGCUCUCCCCCUGCGGCCCAUGCUGGGCGUCCACCGGGUGGCAAGGAAAAGGCUCACAAAGGCGGGGGAGAAGCGGGG
Messenger RNA from Struthio camelus australis, 2109 nucleotides. The record is from RefSeq and is a predicted model, not a curated record. NCBI's taxonomy places the organism in Eukaryota, Metazoa, Chordata, Aves, Struthioniformes, Struthionidae.